AUGCAGGCGCUCCUGCUCGCCCCGGCGCCGCCGCCGUCCCUGCCGAGCCUGAGGCUGCGGCGGCCUCUAUCCUCUGGCCGAGUCGCGCCCGCGGCGUGCGUCUCCGCUCCCCUGCGCACGGCCGCCCUGCGCGGCGCGGCCGGACGAGGCGCUCCGUCGCGCCUUGCCGCGGCGCCGCCCGGUCCCGCCGAGCCGGAACCCGCGCCUCCGUCCGCCGAGGAGGAGGCCGAGCGCGCCAAGCUCGCCCAGGUUAGCAAAAGACUAGAGAAAACGGCACGGUAUUUUAAGAGCCUGGGGACCCUGGGAUUUUGGUCCCAGCUGGUGUGCACGACUGUUUCGGCUGGGAUUUUAUCGUUCUCGGCAGUUGCUACAGGGAAUGCUACAUCUCCGUUUACGUUCUAUCUGACUGCACUUGGCAUCGUUGCAGCCUUUUUCUCGGUAUUCCGGUCAUUUGGUUACAUCCGUCUCUCUGAAAGGCUCGGGAGAACAUCAAAGGAGCCUGCAAAGGCUCCUCCCCGUGCCGAUGUUGUUAAAAACCUGAGGAACAGCAUUGCACUCAAUGUUAUCGGAAUGGGUGCUGCACUUCUUGGGAUGCAGGCAACAGUUGGUGCUUUGGUAGCUAAAGCUCUCACAACCUCUUCGGUGCCCUACUACCAGGGCAUAUCCGCUGGCCAGAGCCCUGUUCUUGCUUUAGAUGUUUUCCUUGUCCAGGCUUCAGCCAACACCAUCCUCUCACAUUUUCUUGGGCUAUCGAGCUCGCUUGAACUAUUGCGGUCCGUGACAAUCUCUCCAGCAGGGGCUGGCCUCACCCCCCGACCCGCAUGAGCCUACAGUUUGUCCAAACGGGGUGUCUGACUCCAGUUUUUUGUUUUCUUUUUGGUUCUGCAUUGUAUUCUGGCAGCGGUUCUUUUCUUUUUUGUGCUUAGGUCAUGUUUGGUGAUAAGCAUCAAUAUGUCCAGUUACCUUUGAUUUUACUUCUGUGCAACUAUUUACAUAUACUUUAUGAAGAAAAAAAUUGUCUCGUUGA
This is a messenger RNA of Lolium rigidum, 1027 nucleotides long. Its product is annotated as protein TIC 21, chloroplastic-like. The transcript has 4 exons. The record is from RefSeq and is a predicted model, not a curated record. Lineage: Eukaryota; Viridiplantae; Streptophyta; Magnoliopsida; Poales; Poaceae. The coding region runs from base 1 to 825 and encodes 274 amino acids.